CCCGUCAGCAUCACUGUCUCUGUACUCUGUUGACUGGCAUGAUGUUAAUUAGGGAUUGUAGCCGCCAGCGCUCGUAUAUGAAGUGGAGUUUGGUAUAAAAGAUGCAGAUUCUGGAUAAUUGGUUAUAAUCACUAAUCCUACGCACGCGCACUACUUCUCGCAGUCAAAAUAUGAACGCCGGUAAAGGUGUAGUGCUAAUCAUAACAUCAUGCAGAAUUAUCAUUGUUGCCAGUUGGCCCUUCUUUUGGGUAACGCCGGUAUUUCCUCAUUCUCCUUCACCAAUAUUUCCAGCAGUGUCGUCAGAAAGCUCAGUGGAUUUAAGCAGUGGUCGCCAAAUCAGUAGCUUUGUUGGAGAUUAUGAAAAUGUAACGGCGAUUCUAGAGCAAAUGUAUGCCAAUUGGUCAGCUGACGGAUCUGUAGUUAUUUUAUUGACAGCAGCGGAAGUGGACUCGAAGUAUUUACCCGUAAAUAUAUUCGACGGACUUAAUCAGCAUAUAAAAUACUACUAUGUAUUACUACAGCGUAAAGGAUACUCGCUAUAUAAAGUGAUUAAAAAGGCUUUAUUGCAGGGAAAGCCAAUGCAGACUGGGUAUCACAUGAUAUUUAAGCCAGUUGGUAAUUUCUCAAUCGAUUUUGGUUUCACUUUCAAUUUUGGAACAAGCGGAAGUGUAAAUUUUACUUGAAUUGUUUUUAAACAGCCAUUUGGCAGCAAAUAAAUGCUUAAU
Zeugodacus cucurbitae (melon fly) is the source of this 725-nucleotide messenger RNA. RefSeq lists its product as uncharacterized. The coding region runs from base 171 to 683 and encodes 170 amino acids. The record is from RefSeq and is a predicted model, not a curated record. Lineage: Eukaryota; Metazoa; Arthropoda; Insecta; Diptera; Tephritidae. The transcript is spliced from 2 exons.